Messenger RNA from Haplochromis burtoni (Burton's mouthbrooder), 3194 nucleotides. RefSeq names its product SANT and BTB domain regulator of CSR (gene sanbr). The record is from RefSeq and is a predicted model, not a curated record. Lineage: Eukaryota; Metazoa; Chordata; Actinopteri; Cichliformes; Cichlidae.
GGUCCAAGUUGAAGUCCACAGGAAGAAGUGCUGCUGUGGAGAAGAAAGAGAAAGGAGUGUCAGCAGAGGAGGAUGAAAAACCUCAGAAACCACGAGAUCCCAACAUGGUCAUCCAUGUGUGCGAUGAGACCAAGAACCUGAAGCAGGACUUCACUUGUCCCAGAGAUCUUCUGGUCAAGGAGAUGCGUUACUUUGCUGAAUAUUUAUCUGUGGACCCCCAGAGGUGGGAGGAAGUUGACAUCUCAGUCCACUGUGACGUGCAGAUCUUUGACUGGCUUAUGAACUACGUCAGGAGGAACUCAGCAGGAGAGGGAAACAAGGACAAACCCCGACUUGAGCCCAGCAAUGUGAUCUCAAUCCUGAUCUCCUCCGAGUUCUUGAAGAUGGACACGUUAGUGGAGGAGUGCAUCCAGUACUGCCACAAGCACAUGAGUGCCAUUGUGGCUACUCCCUGCAACAUGAACUGCAUAAACAGCAACCUGGCCACACGGAUCGCUGAACUCUUCAGCCACAACGAGGCCGACGACAUCAGGGACAAAAAGGACAAGUUUAAAAGCAAACUGUUUCAAAAGAAAAUUGAGCGACUCUUUGACCCAAACUACCAGAACAGAGAUUCACCUGGAAAUGCCUCAACUCUGUACAGGUGUGGUCUGUGCCUUAAGCUGUUGACCAAAGACACAGAGAGGAAAAUUUCUUGUGUUCCGGGCAAAAUCAAUAUUGACGCUCGUGGAGAAAUCAUCUAUACACACAUCAGACAGAAGAGUUGGGAUGUGCACGAAUACAUCACAGGCCUGUAUGAGGAGCUCAAGUCCUGGGUCUUGGUUUACUGGAGAAUCUGGGGUACCAUCAACUACCUCACCUGCUUCCGAUGCCAGCAGGUGUUUGUAUGUGCAGAGCUGACGCAGUGCAAGUACCACCCAGACAGCGUCCUGUACCCUGGCAUGGAUACAGAGAGAGGCUGGCACGGUGCAGGAAUAUAUCCGUGCUGCAACCAGCGGGUUCUCCGCUUUGACCCCACUGGGAUACCAAAGGGCUGUAAGACGCGGGAUCACAUAGUGAAUGUGCCCGAUGAGGAGAACUGUGACGAGGAGACUUCAGCCCAGACCCGAGUCCUCAAUGACCUGCUGCUGCACAGAGAUGCUGUGUGUGUGUCAAACUCUCCAUCGGCAGAGGGUGCUGAGGAGAGCCAGUCCAGUGCAGAAAAAGUUCAGGACUGUGACGUUCUCUUGGAGCCAACAGUCCUCAGAUCUCUGAGAGGAGAUGGCAGCACCUUUUCCCUUUUGAAAAACUGGAGUCUUCAGCUGAGACAGCAGUCUCUUCUGUCAGAGGAUGAGGAGUACACCACAGGGUCAGAGGUCACUGAAGACGAGGUUGGGGAUGAAGAGGAACUCUCUAAGAAGCAAGCUGCUAAGAAGGCCAAAAAGGCUCACAGACCUCUGAAAAAACAGCUGUCCUCGCCAAACUUCCAACGCAAAGAAAAAUCUGAGAAAUCACAGACCAGGGACAACACGCCUUUCACAGUAAGCGUCCAGAAGAGUAAGUGGGACAGCUCUCGCUCUAUGCGCUACAACCAGGACGCUCAGCGAGAGGAAGACCAGCGCCGCAUGGUGGAGAUCAUUGGCUACCUGACAAAGAUGAGGUUUGGAGACCAGGAACAGAGUAAAUCCAAGGAUACUAAAGAGCCUGCAGGGGGGAUCUACUCCAGACUUGAAGUGCAAUUUAGGAGCUCCUCUCAAGUCAGACAGAGUUCAGAAAAGACACCCAGGUCUAAAACACGCUACGCUCAAAUCCGAACAACAUAAAGAAGCUAAUGGGGGGAAAAAGGCAGUGGAGCUGCUAAAUAGACCAGCAUUAAACCCGAUGACGAGGACAGAGACUUGCUCCUCAACCCCAGCACUUGUCAGCCCCCCCGCCCCUGCUUAACUCAGGUGACUAUGUAUUGAUCACCGUCAACCACAUCUCCUCUCACUCGGCCCACUGUGUGUUUGUUCAGCUGCAUCCAGUCCACAAAAACAGCAGAACUGUGGACCCAUCUCGGCUCAUUAGAAAUGCACUUUGACUUUCCUCAGUGUUUCUUUAAAGACGGACAGGUGGGGAUUUCUACAGAAGGCAACUGGAGAAACGUAUGGAAGUCCACUCAUGCCAGUGGGAAAAGAAAAAGUCAUUUGUAUUUCAGAAAAUAUUUCAUAGCAAUGACAAACAUGUAUCUUAUUGUAAAAUACAUAGUUUCUGUCUGUCCACCAACUCCUACACAAUCAGGAGUUAAUCAACCAAACUUGGCACACAGGUACAUCUUAGGCCCCUAUAAGUUCUUACCUAUAUCAGAUACUAUGGUGUAAUCACAUUACACAACUACCUACUGACCAACUAAAAGGACACACUUUGUGUUUAUGCACCUAUCUCACCUUAUACAAGCAUUGUAUCAUUUCAGUUUCACAACAGUAGCAUCUCAUUUACAUCAGAUGUUAUAGUUGUGAAUAUUUUGAUAUGCAAUAUCAUCGUGUUGCUUGGCAACCACCUGGUAACAGAAUAAAAAUACAUUUAUGUAGUAGAGCAGGACAUGGGAUGUAGUAGUAAAGGUACAUUUAAAAAAGAAAGAAAUUACAAAAAUGCCACAACAGAAAAAAGUUUUGAUGUUUAAAAAAAAAAAAGCAUAAAUCAAAUUGACUUGAACUGAAGAAAAAAACUACAUCAGGAUACUGGAAAACAUGUGUCUAAAGCUCCAAUGACAUUUUUUUUAAAUGCUGAAUUGAGAUCAAAUUUAAUUUUGAGGUUAAGAAGUAAAAUUGAGAUAAAUGUAUUAUAUGUUAUAUGAAAAUCGGUCAAAAAGAUGUCAUGAGAAAAAUUUAUGAAAAAAAAAAAUCAUUUUCUUAAACUGGCACUGAUUAUCUUCCUGGAUGGCUAAUUGAAGAUGUUACCUUCUUAAACUGACAUCUUAUUUCCACCAUAGUGGAAGGUCAGAGACGUGUCGCAUGGAAAUUUUACUGCAUCAACUGAAAUUUACACCCAGCCUUACAUUUACACUGUAAUUCUGCCUGCGUUCUGUGUAAAGCUCAUUCUGUAGGUGAGAAGGAUGCCACAUUUGUUCCACCAAGUUCUGGUAGAGAUGUAGUUCUAGUCUUUCCUGUGUUUACUGGAACGUGACUGUGCCAUGUACCACACCUAGGCCAAUAAAAUACAAGUGGCUAAAUCCA